Messenger RNA from Brenthis ino (lesser marbled fritillary), 747 nucleotides. Lineage: Eukaryota; Metazoa; Arthropoda; Insecta; Lepidoptera; Nymphalidae. The record is from the annotation of a GenBank genome assembly.
AUGGAAUCUCAUCCACUAAAUUUAGCUCAUCAACAGCACAGACGGGCUGAGACCCAUUUAAAAAAUAAUCGAUAUGAUGAAGCCAUACAAUGUCAUCACAAUGCCGCGGAAUUACUCUUAGAUGCUAUGAAAUCUACAACCUCAUCAGUAGCUUUAGAAUCAAUUACUUUACAGCAUAGCUAUCAUCUUAAACAGAAAGAUUUAAUUAAAAACAAAAAAGAACAAUAUACAAGAGUCAAGAAAGCUCUUGAAAAUAUAAAAUGUUUAAGUAAUGAUCCCAAAUACCUUCUUCAAGGAAAUGAUAUAACUAAAUUGCAAGUUGCUAUAUAUAAAAUUUUAAAUGAAUCCAACAAUCUUUUAAACAUUUUGUCUAAUAAAUCUGAGGUAUCUGAAAGAGGAAUAAUAAAGGAUAUUGUUAAUAGAGAUGAUGAAGUAGAUGGACUGCAGAUGAGAAAAUCACAAAAGGAUGUCACUGAAGAACUUCAAAAUGUAAAUCAAAAUUUAAAUUCAACACUGGAACAACUUUUGCUACAAGUUGAAGUAUUGAAAGAUGAUAAUAUUACUUUAAAGGAGAGAAUUAAUUAUCUGGAGAAAGAAAGAGUAAAAUAUCUCAAUAUCCAAUCUCAAGAUGAAUCAAUGGAGAGAAAUGAUUUUUCUGCAUUAAGUUUGUUGAGUGAUGGUUUUGUAAAAGAAUUUAAUUCAAAAGAUCCAACAUUAAAUAAACCAUUUAAUUUAAAUGCCUUUGAA